This is a messenger RNA of Hyaloscypha bicolor E, 3150 nucleotides long. RefSeq lists its product as uncharacterized. NCBI's taxonomy places the organism in Eukaryota, Fungi, Ascomycota, Leotiomycetes, Helotiales, Hyaloscyphaceae. The coding region runs from base 1 to 3150 and encodes 1049 amino acids. The record is from RefSeq and is a predicted model, not a curated record. Gene Ontology annotation, molecular function: protein binding; peroxiredoxin activity. Gene Ontology annotation, cellular component: cytosol; mitochondrion. Gene Ontology annotation, biological process: cellular oxidant detoxification; cell redox homeostasis. The transcript is spliced from 7 exons.
AUGGCCACUGACGCGAGAGCUGCACCCCUCCGCUUGGGAUCCCUUGCACCCAACUUCCAGGCCGAAACCACCCAGGGCCCAAUCGACUUCCACGAGUUCAUUGGCGACAAGUGGGUUGUCUUGUUCUCCCACCCAGAAGACUACACACCCGUCUGCACCACCGAGCUGGGCGCCUUCGCAAAGCUUGAGCCCGAGUUCACCAAGCGCGGCGUCAAGUUGAUCGGUCUUUCUGCCAACACCAUCGAGUCCCACGGAGGAUGGAUCAAGGACAUUGAUGAGAUUUCUGGCAGCAAGUUGAGCUUCCCAAUCAUUGGUGAUAAGCAGCGAGCCGUUGCAUAUCUCUAUGACAUGCUGGACCACCAAGACACCACGAACGUCGAUUCUAAGGGCAUUGCGUUCACAAUCCGCUCAGUCUUCAUUAUCGACCCCAAGAAGACCAUCCGCCUCAUCCUCUCAUACCCAGCCUCCACGGGCAGGAACACCGCCGAGGUCCUCCGUGUCGUCGACUCCCUUCAGACCGGCGACAAGCACCGUAUCACCACUCCGAUCAACUGGAUCCCCGGAGAUGAUGUUAUCGUCCACCCUAGCGUCAAGAACGAGGAGGCCAAGACUUUGUUCCCGCAAUUCCGCAUUGUCAAGCCAUACCUCCGAUUCACCCCUCUGCCAAAGGAGCAGACUUCUGCGGCUGAUGUCUUGACACCCAGAAGCAAUGGCCCGCCAUCAGCGGGACCCUCUCCGGCCCAGCCACGCUCCGCUGGUGGUAAUAAUGGGAACACUGUAGGAACGCCUACGGGCUCGUCACAGCAUCUUUCAGGCCUCAUGUGCAACGUCCAUCGAACGACCGGACGAGAGCCGUAUCCAUUAGUUGGGGCCACGACCACAAUCUUGGGAGACAAGCUGUAUGUUUUUGGCGGACGAAUUUUAUCAAGGACACGACCUGCCUUGACGGCAGAUUUAUACGAAUUGGAUCUAAUACGGCGCCAUUGGACGAAAGUGGACACCUUAGGUGACUUACCUCCGCCUCGAUAUUUCCACAGCGUAUGUCCACUGGGGGACACUAAGCUUGUAUGUUAUGGUGGCAUGUCUCCUGCGCCAACCCAAGUCAUGUCUGAUAUUUACAUCUACGAUGCGCCUGCGAAGACUUGGUCAUUCAUCCCCACUCAAGAUACUCCGCAAGGAAGAUAUGCUCACUGUGCUACUAUCCUCCCAUCCUCAGCUACCUUCUCAUCGACCAAUGCAGCUUCAUCAGCACUACACCACAACCCUCCCGGAACGAACCCAAACCAAGGCACUAUUGGUGUGAAUAUUGAUGGUACUGGUGGCGCCGAGAUGGUCGUAGUUGGAGGUCAAGAUAGUGCGAACCACUACAUUGAGCAGAUUAGUGUUUUCAACCUCAGAAGCUUAAAAUGGACCACCACACAACAAUUAGGCAAGAGCUGUGGAGCUUACCGCAGUGUUGUUGCACCACUCCCCAGUGGUGUAUCCGCACGCCUUGGGAAAACCUCACCAACGAAACCAGAGAACAGUAGCAUAAGUCAGGAUUCAAAGGAUCCUGCUUCUUCCAUGUUGAUUUACUCGAAUUACAACUUUUUGGAUGUCAAGUUGGAAUUGCAGAUACGAGCGUCGGAUGGAACCUUGUCCGAAAAACCGAUGCAAGGCACAUACUCGCCGCCAGGGCUCCGCUUUCCCAACGGAGGAGUUAUUGAUGCGAAUUUUGUUGUCAGUGGCACAUACCUCACCUCUUCGAAACAAGAAUAUGCUUUGUGGGCCCUGGAUCUGCGGACUUUAACGUGGAGUCGUAUUGAUGCCGGCGGUAAUGUCUUCAGCCAAGGCAGUUGGAAUCGUGGUGUACUAUGGAACCGUCGAAAUACCUUUGUUAUCCUUGGAAACCGGAAGCGAAGCUUGGUAGAAGAUUACAACCACCGACGGAUCAAUUUUACCAACGUCUGCAUGGUGGAGCUUGAAGCCUUUGGUCUGUAUGAUAACCCAAGGAAGGUAGCUCCCAUGUCAGGUUUUGUCUCAGCUAGUUCACCGUUCGCUGCGCCGUCACUGAGCCUCAGUACGAAGGCGGGAUGGACCGCAGGCGGUCGUUCAUUUACAAAAGCGGCAGAAGAACUUGGUCAAACGGCGCUUGGAUUGAGGGAGCUUGCAGACAUGGACAUCCUCUGCGUGGGAGGCGAGCGUAUACCAGUUAACUCUCGGAUCGUUGCCAGGAGGUGGGGCCCAUAUUUCGUUCAACUGCUUCGUGAAGGUGCAGCGACACAAGAUGGAAACGACACUGCAACGCUAAGACCAGACAACAUUUUCCGUCACAAUCCCAGCCGGAACAGUAGCGUUACCAUCACUCCAAGCCUCGGUGGGCAGUCUUCAAAUAUAUCGACAUCCUCAACCCUGAACAACACAUCCUCAGCAUCACUUGGUUCUGGCCAACAGCAGGCCUCAGUAGACCUAGCUACGCUCUCGCUCCCACCAGAUGCAACUUCACUCUCUCCCACGUCACGUCCUCGGACGUUGUAUCUUCCACACACGCAACUCACCCUUCAGUCUCUCUUACACUUCCUAUAUACCUCCUCUCUUCCACCAUCAUCUUCACCACUCUGUACGCCUCAGAUUCUCUGCUCGCUUUUACAAAUCGCCCGUCCCUACAGGAUCGAUGGCCUUUUGGAAGCUGUUGUUGAGCGCCUGCAUGAAGUUCUAGAUUCUAGAAAUGCUGCAGCCGUGUUUAACGCAUCGGCUAUGGCUGCUGGCGGUGGUAGGUCAACGAGUACAACCUCUGCUCUGAGCGAGAACUGGCUCUUGGAUCAGCUCCGUAUCAAUACCUCAGUUGGCAAUCUUGGGACGGGUGCGGGUGGCAGGAAAGCAGAGGAUGAAGAGAGUAUGAGUGCCUCGUCCGGUGCAGCGAGUGAUGCAUCAGAGUCAGAUCUUAGCGGCGGUAUGAGUGCCUCUGAAUCGGGAGCUAGGAACAGCAAUGAAGGCAAAGCGGUCUGGAAGGGAGACGUCAGUGCCGUGAUUGGGCUGCAGAAGAGAGGGCUGAGAGGCUUGAUGGAAGGACGGAGGUUGAGAGAGCGUGGAGCGAGUAUAGGACCUACACAACAGAAUCCAGUCCCCAGAGUUGGACUCGGCAUUGGGGGUGCUAGUGGGGCUAUUUGA